Messenger RNA from Didymodactylos carnosus, 426 nucleotides. The record is from the annotation of a GenBank genome assembly. Lineage: Eukaryota; Metazoa; Rotifera; Eurotatoria; Philodinida; Philodinidae.
AUGGAUAAACGUACGGCCACAUCACGCCGUACAUGGCCACUCCGUGUCAGAUCGUCAAUGAAUAGUAGAACUCAUAGUGAAACGCAAAAUUUGAUUUAUGAUGGGGGCUAUUACGAAAAAACUCAAACAUCUGCAACUGGUUCAAAUCGUCGUAGUCAAUUACUCUUGACAAUUAUUAUAGCCUUAAGUGUUCUACUGGCAUGUUGUUGUAGUGUUUAUGGUGCUGUAUCUAGUGGAAGGGGUGGAGGUGGUGCCCUUUAUAUCUUACCCGUCAUUAGUCUACUAGCUUGGGUUGUUUCACACGUUAUUUUGGUUCUAUUUUCGCGUGCCGAUGAUUUUCAAGCAUCAUGGUUUUUGUUUUUUUCAGGUGGCAAUAUUUUCUUUCAAGCACUUUUAUGUACAAUAUUAGGAUUGACAAAUAAAUGA